AUGGUCAACGAAGACUCUACGGCCUUUCUCGAAUCGAUCUUGGGCAAGACGCUCCACGUAACUAUUGAGGAUGGGCGUUUGCUUGUCGGGACUUUCAAGGCUACGGAUCAGGAAGCGAAUAUUAUCUUGUCAAAUACGUUUGAGUACCGCAAGCCAUCAGCCAAGGAAGAGGCUCGAGUGCUCGCGGAAGCGGCGAACGCUAAGGAAGGUGCAAAGCCAGCACGAGCAGAUAUGUCGCAGCGAUAUAUAGGCCUCGUCACAGUUGGCGGAGAUCAUUUUCGCAGGAUUGAACUGGAGGACAAGGUCUUUCCAGGACAAAGCUUGCCAACGCGAUCCAAGACUUGA
This is a messenger RNA of Cyphellophora attinorum, 345 nucleotides long. RefSeq lists its product as uncharacterized. Gene Ontology annotation, cellular component: NatC complex. The transcript has 2 exons. Bases 1 to 345 code for a protein of 114 amino acids. NCBI's taxonomy places the organism in Eukaryota, Fungi, Ascomycota, Eurotiomycetes, Chaetothyriales, Cyphellophoraceae. The record is from RefSeq and is a predicted model, not a curated record. Gene Ontology annotation, molecular function: RNA binding.